UACUGAAAACUGUGUUUAACAUAAUACAUUUAAAAAUAAGCCCUCAAACAUUGAACGUCACGUGUUUGCUACCACUUCCAAUCAGUUCACAUGUGAACUUAUUUUAAUACACUUCGAUCUAAUAGCCAAUUUGUUAGAUAUUUUGUAGUCACGAAAUGUUAUUCACUGUUUUAUACACGAUUAAAUCCAGAUUUGGCUAAAAAUAUGAUACCACAAGAGUUAUAACUGUUAUCGUUGGUCCUGCAUGCUGUGCACUGCAUCAACGUCCUGUCAAAAACAUUGCACUGUAUUUUUUCUUACUUUGCCAAACACUUCAUUUGUAUAAUAAACAUAUAAGGAAAUAAUGGCUGCCUACAUCAAUCGUACAAUGUCCAUGAUUGGAGGAGACAGCCACUUAAGAUCAACAGAUAUAAGAACUGAUAAUUCUCCUCUUCAGAUCUUUGUUAAAGCCAAGAAAAAGAUCAACGAUAUAUUUGUGGAAAUAGAAGACUAUGUACAGGACACUGUGGGAUUCAUAAAAUCAUUGAAAACAGAGCAUCAGAUCGUUACCACUGAUGAAGCACAAACAAUUGAGAGUUAUGUUAAAAAAGUUCAUGCAAUUAGAGAUGUUCUCAUGAGAGAUCACAUGAAAGUAGCAUUUUUUGGAAGAACUAGCAAUGGUAAAAGUACAGUCAUCAAUGCAAUGUUACGUGACAAGAUUUUACCAAGUGGUAUAGGUCACACAACAAAUUGUUUCUUACAAGUAGAAGGUUCAGACAAUGGUGAAGCUUAUCUUAUUACGGAAGGAUCUACCGAAAAGCAACCUGUGCAAUCGGUUGGUCAGUUAGGUCAUGCUCUCUGUAAAGAAAAGUUGUGCGAGAGUCAUUUGGUGAGAAUAUUUUGGCCAAAGGAAAAAUGUUUACUAUUACGAGAUGAUGUGGUAUUUGUUGAUAGUCCUGGAGUAGAUGUAACACCUAAUUUAGAUGAAUGGAUUGAUAAACACUGCUUGGAUGCAGAUGUUUUUGUUCUGGUAGCCAAUGCUGAAUCUACUUUAAUGGUUACUGAAAAAAACUUUUUCCACAAAGUGUCUACAAAAUUAUCUAAACCAAAUAUUUUUAUUCUUAAUAAUCGAUGGGAUGCAUCUGCUUCUGAACCAGAGUUCUUUGAACAGGUAAGGGCGCAACAUCAAGAUAGGGCCGUCGACUUUUUAUCAAGAGAAUUAAAAGUUUAUACUCCUAAGGAUGCUGAAGAACGAGUGUUCUUCAUUUCAGCAAAAGAAACUCUACAAGCUCGUAUACAAGAACAACGGGGGCAGCCUGCUCACAAUGGUGCGUUAGCAGAAGGAUUCCAAAAUCGCUAUUUCGAAUUCCAAGAUUUCGAACGAAAAUUUGAAGAAUGUAUCUCCAAGUCUGCUGUAAAAACGAAGUUCGAACAGCAUUCUCAACGUGGAAAACAUAUCGCCACGGAAAUUCGACAAACGUUAGACGAAAUACUAGAAAGAACGCAAAAGAUGAGAAACGAACAAUUACACGUUAAAAAAGACGUUCAUGACAAAUUAAAUUUCACCGAACAACAGUUAAUGUUGCUAACCCAAGAAAUGAAAGACAAAAUUCAUCAUAUGGUAGAGGAUGUGGAACAGAGAGUAUCGAAAGCUUUGAGCGAAGAAAUUCGUAGAUUAGCUGUACUUAUUGACGAAUUUAGUGUUCCUUUUCAUACUGAUCCGUUAGUUCUAAAUGUAUAUAAACGGGAACUCCACACCCAUGUGGAAAAUGGUUUAGGUUCUAACUUAAGAGCAAGGCUCAGUACUGCAUUGGCUUUAAAUAUAGAAAAUUCACAAAGGGAAAUGACGGAACGAAUGGCAAACUUACUGCCAGAAAAUAAGAGGCAAAUGUCAUUGAACAUUUUACCAAGAAGAGAGCCAUUCGAAAUCUUGUACAGAUUAAAUUGUGACAAUUUGUGUGCUGAUUUUCAUGAGGAUUUAGAAUUCCGAUUCUCUUGGGGAAUUGUAGCUAUAAUUAAUAGGUUUGCGGGAAAGCAAGGGAAAAGAUUAGCUAUUGCUAAUUAUCCACAGGAUGUACCACCACCUCUUAUGAGUCCUGCAGAAAGUGUCGAUUCUAUAAAAUUGAUGUCAAGUGCCCCAGCUUUUUCACAAAGAUCAGAUGACUGGUCAUUGGCUACUAAAAUUGCAGUAGCAUCCAUCACAUCUCAGGGUACCAUGGGAGGACUUAUAGUUGCUGGUUUUAUGUUGAAAACAAUUGGUUGGAGGCUUAUAGCUGUAACUGGUGCUAUAUAUGGUGCUUUGUAUCUUUACGAACGAUUAACAUGGACUAAUAAAGCAAAAGAGCGUGAAUUUAAGCGUCAAUAUGUGUCUCACGCUACAAAGAAAUUAAAACUAAUUGUAGAUCUGACAUCUGCAAAUUGUAGCCAUCAAGUACAACAGGAGCUGUCUAGCACAUUUGCACGUCUGUGUCAUUUAAUAGAUGAAACGACAACUGAAAUGGAUUCUGAACUGAAAAACAUUGCGAGUACAAUUCGAAUACUUGAAGAAGCAACCAGUAGCGCUAAGGUUUUACGAAAUAAGGCUAAUUAUUUAACUAAUGAGCUCGAUUUAUUUGAUGCAGCAUACUUAAAGUCGUUGAAUUAAGCAUAGAAUGACAUUAUUUUAGGAAAAUAAUGCAGGUUAUUAAAAAUCGAUGUUAAACAACAUCGCUUCCCGUUUUGGAAAAUAUAUCUACGCAUGCUGUGAUAUUAAAGUAACAACUAAUAAUGAAAUGUUGAUCGCAUGCUAGGUGUAUUUUCCCAAACAACCAUUUGUGCAGACAGAGGGAAUGUUUUUACAAAAGAAAACCUUAUCUAGUCUUAAAUGCAGGCAACCUUGUAUCCUCUGAAUGUGUUAUUCUAAAUUUUUAACAAAUUUCUCAUAAUUUAAGUCGAUGAUUUCUUUUAUACAAAAAAGAAAUUAUCAAAGAGAUCUUUAAUAGAAAUGAAUUUUUGAAUUUAUUUUUUGUUUUUAAUAAUCUAUUCUAAAAUGAAUCAUGCUAAACGAUUUUUUUUGCAAAUAUAAUACCAGUGUUUUAAUAUAAAUGUUACGAAAUAAUAUUGCAGAGGUAAAUGAAUUUUAUUUAUAUAGUAAACAAUAUAAUGCAAUUAUUAGAUUUAUUAGAUUAUAUUUAUAAAAGAGCUUAUGUUGUAUGAAUAAAAGGUUGUUCGUUGAAUAAGAAUUA
This is a messenger RNA of Osmia bicornis bicornis, 3203 nucleotides long. It is a transcript of the gene Marf, whose product is annotated as transmembrane GTPase Marf. NCBI's taxonomy places the organism in Eukaryota, Metazoa, Arthropoda, Insecta, Hymenoptera, Megachilidae. The coding region runs from base 344 to 2623 and encodes 759 amino acids. Gene Ontology annotation, biological process: mitochondrial fusion; mitochondrion localization. Gene Ontology annotation, molecular function: GTPase activity; GTP binding. Gene Ontology annotation, cellular component: mitochondrial outer membrane. The record is from RefSeq and is a predicted model, not a curated record. The transcript is spliced from 12 exons.